This is a messenger RNA of Dunckerocampus dactyliophorus (ringed pipefish), 1950 nucleotides long. Its product is annotated as protein Bouncer-like. The record is from RefSeq and is a predicted model, not a curated record. The transcript is spliced from 3 exons. Bases 130 to 504 code for a protein of 124 amino acids. Lineage: Eukaryota; Metazoa; Chordata; Actinopteri; Syngnathiformes; Syngnathidae.
GGUGUGGACUUGGGCUAGAAGGACCAGGACAAAUUGAAUUGAAGCCAAUUUGGGAGCAGCAGCAGAAGUUUGUAUCUGGAAGACUGGAAGGUUCCAGGGAGAUACAGUAUUUGUUGGACUGGAAGCAACAUGUCUGCCUCACAGCUUCUCGUGCUGCUGUGUUGUCUUCCCUUGGCAAACGGCUUGCAGUGUUAUACCUGUCUAUUUCCCGCCAUUUCUCCUCUGGACUGCCUAAAGUUUCCACAGCAGUGUCCUGCUGGCCAGCGCUGCCUGUCCAGUGUUGCAAUGGGAAAGCGAGGCGCCCUUCAAGUGACAAUGUACGAAAAGAGCUGCGCCAUUCCCUCCCAGUGUGGCGUGAGCGGACAGAAAUACGCGAGCGGCCUCUAUUUCAACUACACUAACGUUUGCUGCAAUACAGACCUGUGUAACGGGGCUGCUGGUGCCCUCAGGUGGGGAGGAGCCACGCUCUGCCUGCUUCCUGCACUCGGCCUCCUGCUGGCCUGAGAUGUCAUCCUGGCUGAUGGAGAAUGUCGUCAUCUAGGGAUGAAAAUGACUGUAAAAACAUGAAUGCAGGCCACCCAUGAAAUGAUUAAAACCUUACCAAUGAGGUGAUGGGGUUUCCAUUUAAUAGAAACAUCCACUGACCUUCCAUAACAUCUGUCUGUCUAUGUACAGAUGUUGCCUGUUUUCUUAACUUGUGUUAAUUAACAAUAAUUGUGACUUAAUAAACUGUCCAGUAAUAAAGGUUUAAUCAUGCCAAGACUGUGUACAUUAAUUCACUUUAUAUGAAAGCGCUUGCUUGUCCCAUCCCUUCUGUUUUGCAGUUUGCUACAAUUUUUGCAGUAUUAUCUCGAUUUGCGCUUACACUGUGCAUUCGUGCUGUGGCCUGUUGUUUCUCCCGUCACUUCCAUUCUGAUGUUUUACUGCAAUUUCUCUGAAUUUGUGGAUUUUUUGUUGUAUUAUUUAGUGUUUUUUUGAUUAUGGGCCUGCACUUAUAUUGUUGCAUUCCACGCAAUGGCUUAUUUGCUUCUCCCGUCGCUUCUAUUGUGAUGUUUUACUGCAGUUUUCCCUGACUUUGUGGAUUAUUUACGGUAUCAUUUCGCACUUACACUGAACAACAUUUAUGAUGAGGCCCUUGCUUGUCCUAUCACUUUAAUUCUGCAAUUUCUCUGAUUUUGUGGAUUAUUUCUCAGAUUAUUUUGAGCUGUUGUAUUUAUGGCCCUAUAUUUACACUGAUCAAUCAUGUCAUGGUGCAUUUGCUUGUCCCAUCACUUCUAUUUGCUGUUUUACUACAAUUUCUCCGAGUUUUUUGUUUUUGUUUUGUAGUAUUAUUUUGAGCUGCUUUGAUAAUGGGCCUGCGCCUACUCUGUGCAUUCCAUGCCAUGCUUAUUGCUUUUCCCAUCACUUCUGUUCUGAUGAUUUACUACAAUUUCUUACACUGAGCUUUAAGCCAACGGCCGUUUGCGACUUUGUGGAUUAUUUCUAGUUGUUGUGAUUAUGGGCCUGCACUUACAAUAAGAAUUAAUUCUACGGUUCUUUGGCUUGUACCAUCACUUCUAUUGUGACAUUUUACUGCAAUUUCUCAGACUUUGUGUAUUAUUUCUUGGAUUAUUUUGAGUCGUUCUGAUUAUGUCUAUUGUGUAAGGUGGCAGCUAACAAAUUACUUGCGAGAGGAAUGAUUAGAUGACUUAAAUAACAUGUCUAUACGACGCACGUUAUGAGAGCAUGCAGUGGGUUUUAUUUUGGGAUUAUUUUGUGUUGUAUUUCUAUUAUGAAAUGUGUUGUUAUCAUUAGUAACCUGCGAGGAGUGAUCACUUUUCAGUCUAUUCAAUGACUGGGCUACAAAUGUGCUCAACAGAGGUGCAUAAACCACUGCUUAGGUGAUUAAUGAUGCUUUAACGAAUGUUACUAUGAUAAUAAUAUUAUGAAUAUUAUUAUUAAAAACCUGUA